GUAUCAGGAAAGAGGAGUCCUUUUGGAUGCCCAUAUGGUGGACCUGACUACUCCUCUUAUCGCGUUCAUCACGGAGGAAGUCUCGACUGAGAAGGCAUGGCCUGGCAGUUGUCAUCUUAUAUGCUCUACGUUGUAUUUAAUUUUCAAGAUUAGAGGCCUCAAUAGUGCUUCUUCCGGCUGCUUUCCUCACGACAUCGCGCUCAUGGAACCAGUGUUGAAGCAGGCGGAGGAGAUCUUCUCGACGGCUCGUGCUGAGACUGAGGAGGGAUGGGAAUCGAAGUGGGUUUGGGAGAGUUCGGGAAAAUAUGUACAUGGUCAACCACGCAUGGUGGUUCAUAAUGCUGGUAUGGCUAUCUGUGUUAUUGCUCGCACCCUUCCCGUUCUCAUCAUGGCCAACAGCUAG
Perkinsus marinus ATCC 50983 is the source of this 403-nucleotide messenger RNA. RefSeq lists its product as hypothetical. The annotation marks the transcript as partial. The record is from RefSeq and is a predicted model, not a curated record. NCBI's taxonomy places the organism in Eukaryota, Perkinsozoa, Perkinsida, Perkinsidae. The transcript is spliced from 3 exons.